AUGAUACAAAAUGUCUCAAAUAUUCAGAUAAAUAUGAAUGGUAUGCCGAUAAAAAAGGAAAAAUCAUUAACGACAUUUAUUGAUCGUCCCUUAUUAGAUGGUUUAAUUGAUGUUUAUCAUUCAAGUCCAUUUAAAUCCAUUUUAAGUUUUAUACUUAUUUCAUUAAUAUCUGCUAUUAUUCCACUAUCAUUUCUAUGGGUAGUACUCGUCAUUUUACAAUCAAUAUGUCAUCUAUUCACUAUUCCUGUUGGAUUAUUUUUUCAGUUUAUUUUAACACUAUGGGCAAUAACUGAAAUUAUAUUUUUAUUCUAUCAAUAUUAUCUAUCGAUUUUAAUUCAGCGACCGGCUCGAAUGCCAACAUUUUCACAAGCUGAACGUGAUUCAUUAAUAUCAUCAACUUUAGUCAAUAUGAAAGAUGUGCGUGGUUUUCUAUCCAAAUGGUUUAUGUCAUCUGCAUUUGAACAAAUCAGUCAUACCCAUAUACAAUCAUGGAUGGCCUAUGCUUUCUAUGGUAAAGAUGAAAAAACAUUAAAUGACGAUGAAUUAAAUACCGUUGAUACGUUACUAAAACGAUUGAAAAAAGACUAUGAAAUUGAAGUUGUUCAAGAAAAUCGCGAACAGCUAAAAUGUAUGAAACAUAUUUUGGAUCCUGUUUGUAUUAUAUUUCGUCCAUUUGUUUAUUAUGUUGCUACGGAUACUAUAUGUAAUAGUCUACUGGCAACAUCUGCAUUUUAUUUAAUGAAUUAUAAAUAUUAUACAGUUGGAAGUUUAUCAUUUUGGAUGUAUACAGAUCCCAAUGAAGACAAACGAAAACCACCAAUCAUCUUUUUUCAUGGUAUUGGUGCGGGUUUGCUUAUGUAUAUACCAUUUUUUCGUCGUAUACAUCGUGAGCAUCAUCAAGGAAGACGUAUUAUACUUAUCUCAUUACGUUGUAUCUGUAUGAGAUAUCCAACAUUGUCAGAUAUUCCAGAUAUGAAUGAGACGAUUGCAUCGGUACAUGAAAUAUUUCAAUAUUUUCAAUUCAAAAAAGCAAUAUUCAUUGGACACAGUUAUGGUACAGCAUGUUUAUCUUGGAUCACGAAAAAUUGUCCAGAGUACGUAUCAAAAUUAAUAUUUAUCGAUCCAAUUUGUUUUGAAUUAUUUGAGCCGUAUGUGAUAUUUAAUUUUGUCUAUCGAAAACCAUAUCGUCUUGGUCAUCUUUAUAUGUACUAUUUUGUUUGUCGCGAAUUAGGUAUUUCCCAUGUAAUUAGUCGACAUUUUUGGUGGUUUCAAAAUAUUUUAUUUGCUGAACAACUACCUACUAAUAUUCAAACGAAAGUUUUCUUAUCUGGGCGAGAUUGUAUUGUAAAUGUACAUUUAGUAAAAGAUUAUCUCAAUGAAAAUCGGAUUGAUUUUCACUGGGCACCAAAGCUAUCACAUGGUGGUUAUAUGCAAGAUAAACAUAGCUGGGAUAAAAUAGCUGAAUGGAUUUAA
Molecule: messenger RNA, 1473 nt
Organism: Didymodactylos carnosus
Lineage: Eukaryota; Metazoa; Rotifera; Eurotatoria; Philodinida; Philodinidae
Source: the annotation of a GenBank genome assembly